ACAGCACUACCCCUGAAUCAACUUCCCACAUCCAGUUCGUAUUCCUUGAGAUUACUGCAUUUCCAUUGAAGUGGCCUCUGAUGACGCUGUAGCCACUAUCGCGUUUGAAGAAGUCACAAACACCUUAAUAAAUCUGCGGAUGAGAUCAAGGGCUCCCUCUUUCGCUUUGGCAGCACGCGUCUAAACUAGAUUUAACCAAGAAAACACAUCCAGGAGCCUAGUUUACCAACACUGUAGAGAUGCGUCUUUUUCGGCCAACAAGAUUAAGUAUGACUUUUAAAAAUGUCAUUAUCGCAAAAGUCAGACCAGAGAAUGGUAUUGCUUGUAAAGGUUACUGCACUUUCCUUGCCAUUCCAAAUACCAGGAGCGAGAGAAGGCUAACUUUGGGACCGUUACAUUUCAAUAAUUCCUGGACAGCGACUGCACAGCGUGAGUUGAGAGUUCUCUCAUCUUUGUCAACAACUAACAAGCAACAAUGUAACAGAACAUUAACAACAAAUACCAACGCAUACGACGAAGCUUUCAGAACAGCGAGGGAUGACCCUGAACAGUUUUGGAGUGAAGCAGCACAGAAUGUAACCUGGUUUGAGCCAUGGAGCCGAACAAUGGACAAUGGGGACGCCAUAUUUCCAAAGUGGUUCGCCGGGGGGAAGUUGAAUGUUUGCCACAAUGCGGUGGAUCGCCAUGUCGAGAGCGGACGAGGAGAUCAACCGGCCAUCAUUUAUGACAGCCCAGUGACUGGAACUAAGCAGACCAUCACUUUUAGAGAACUACAGGAACAGGUGUCCAGGCUGGCUGGGGUCCUGGUGAAACACGGGGUGUGGAAGGGCGACCUGGUGGUCAUCUACAUGCCCAUGGUGCCCCAGGCCAUGUUCACCAUGCUAGCCUGUGCCAGGAUCGGAGCCCCGCACAGCCUCAUUUUUGGGGGAUUCGCCUCCAAGGAGCUGUCUGUCCGCAUCGACCAUGCCAAGCCCAAGAUGAUAGUGACGGCCUCCUUUGGCAUUGAGCCUGGCAGGAGAGUGGAGUACAUCCCCCUGGUGGAGAAAGCCCUGGAGCUCAGCUCUCACAGGCCCUCCAAGGUCGUCAUCUACAACCGGCCCGGCAUGGAGAAGGUGUCCAUGCACCCUGACCUCAGUCUGGACUGGGAGGAGGAGAUGUCCACUGCACGUCCUCAUGACUGUGUGUCUCUCCCUGCCAGCCAUCCUCUAUACGUCCUCUACACGUCUGGGACCACCGGAACUCCUAAGGGCGUUGUCAGGGAUACUGCUGGGUACGCUGUGAUGUUGACGUGGACCAUGGCAAACAUUUAUGGCCUCAAGCCUGGUGAAGUAUGGUGGGCAGCGUCUGACCUGGGCUGGGUAGUGGGCCACUCCUACAUCUGCUACGCCCCUCUACUCCACGGCAACACCACCAUCUUAUACGAGGGCAAGCCUGUUGGGACGCCGGAUGCCGGGGCGUUCUUCCGCGUGCUGUCAGAGCAUGGUUGUUCCUCCAUGUUCACCGCGCCCACUGCCAUCCGAGCCAUCCGCCAGCAGGACACCCAUUCCGCCAUAGGGGCUCAGUACCCCCUCACCAGAUUGAAGAGCCUUUUCUUGGCUGGAGAGCGCUGUGACGUGGAGACUCUGAACUGGGCCAAAAGGAGCUUUGGAGUGCCUGUACUGGACCACUGGUGGCAGACUGAGAGUGGCUCAGCCAUCACAUCCUCCUGUAUUGGCCUGGGAAACUCCCUGUCUCCCCCUGCUGGUCAGGCUGGCAAACCCGUUCCAGGAUACAAUGUCACAGUGAUCGACGAUGAUAUGCAGGAGGUGACGCCAAGGACCCUGGGAAAUAUUGUGGUGAGGCUGCCACUACCACCAGGAGCAGCCUUAUCUCUGUGGCAGAACCCGGAGCUUUUCAAGGAGCUCUACUUCACCAAGUUCCCUGGUUUCUAUGACACCAUGGACGCAGGCUACGUGGAUGAGGAGGGUUUCCUGUACAUCAUGUCUCGCUCUGAUGAUGUCAUCAACGUGGCGGGCCACAGGCUGUCGGCAGGGGCACUGGAAGAGUCUGUCCUGCUGCAUCCCGGGGUGGUGGACUGUGCUGUGGUGGGUCUGGAGGACUCCCUGAAGGGUCACGUCCCCCUGGCUCUGUGUGUUCUCAGAAACGACCUAAAGAAGAGCCAAGGAGACGUGGUGAAGGAGAUGGUGAGCCUGGUCAGAGAGACCAUCGGGCCCGUGGCUGCUUUCAGGAAGGUGGUGAUUGUCAGAGGUCUCCCAAAGACCCGCUCUGGGAAGAUCCCCCGCUCCUCCCUGGCUAACCUGGUCAACGGGAAGCCAUACACGAUAUCCCCUACCAUUGAGGACCCAGAUGUGUACAAGGAUAUUGAGAAGAUGGUGAAACAGGAGCUGAGACCCGCUGGACAGUGACUCUCUAACCCUCCAACUAGGUUGCAGACAUUGCAGUCUAUAAUGAAGGGUGGACUAGAACUGUUCCUCUGAUUAGACAGAAAACAGGCAGGUUGCAAGAGCUGUAUGUACUUUAGCCAACUCCUCUGACUUUUGUUGGCGUGACAACGAACAUGGUACAACAGGAGUUGACUAUGGCACAAGCAGAUUUGCAAACCGGUCACAGUGUAUCUUCACUAUUCCACUGAAGACACUCCCAAUUGUAGACUUAACAGUUACGCCGUCUAACAUUACCCAAAGGGAACAGUCAUUCUGAGAGAUGGGUGUCACUACCUCUGUGUGGAAGUGACAUUGAAUAACCAGGACAAGAAAUGACAUGAAAUAACUUGGUGGUAGACCUUGAACAGUGGUUAACAAUAUUGUGAACAUUUGCAGUAUAUUUACUACUGUGAAAUAAAAUGUAAAAAAAAAAACUUGGUAUAGCUACAGUAUACUUUCAAUUAUCUGAGUAAGGCCUAGAUUCAAUCAGAUCAAGUGUUAACCGGCGAUAGCCGACACCUGCAUAACUGGUUUGGAGGUGUCGGAGGUGUAACUGCAUUGGAGUCAAAUUGGUGAGAAGCUGCUCUUGAUCAUUGUCACAAAGCCACACCCAUUGGUGUUAGAAUUUCAGAAGGAGAAAGUAGGCUAUAUAGAAAUACUGACGCUCAAAUUGAAAAUCAUUCAACUAAAAUAAUGAGGAUUUCUAUCAGCCUAAUCAAGGUGUAGAUUACAUCUCACAUUCCAGUGUUCGAACUUGUAAACAAGGCUGCAUGGUAUUUCUCUUAAUGCGACUUCGUGCAGUCAAUAGCAAUGUCCGCUUUAGGUAUAACGCCAGGAGCUGCUUGUGCAUUUAACAGCUCUAACUCAGUUUCACCCCUGACUCCACCAAAACAACCGCUAUGCAGUUUAAAGCCUGUUUGUCAUAUCCUCAUGGUGUUACCAGUAAUGGGUACCAAUAUCAAAGAUAGUACAUGAUGAAGAUAGGCAGAAACUCCCUCUCCAAUAGAAAUCCCAGAUCACACUUUGUAGCCGAUCUCAUCUGGUCUAGCGGUCGUGUCGCGCCGAACUGCACAUGUGCAGGCGUCAAAUCAAAGGCAGAGGUCUUCAAGAAAUGGGCCUGGGGCUUUCCCACCUAGACCUGAUAUGCAUAAAUAAUACAAUAAUAGAGACCGUUACAAACGGACCCGAGAACUAGAUCCGUUGCAUAUAGACCUGGUCGGAUCCAGACCCGAUCCGAGUGAGGGAAGCAGUAGAAGUCAUUUACUUUAUUAACAUGAGCUGAUAAAGUGUGAGAGGAGGGAGAGAGGUACAACUCUAGCAUGCGGGGGAGGGGCUGUAAUGUGAGCGAGUGACACUGGGAGGAGGGAGGGAGAGACUAUACAAAUUGAUGGAAGGUGGUGUUGGGGGAAAAACAUACAACAUUAUAAAAUCCAUGUACACAAACGACAGUCGUGUUCGGAUCUGUUAUACAGUUUCCCGUUGUCUCUAAUGCACCAGUCGUGUUCGGAUCUGUUAUACAGUUUCCCGCUGUCUCUAAUGCACCAGUCGUGUUCGGAUCUGUUAUACAGUUUCCCGCUGUCUCUAAUGCACCAGUCGUGUUCGGAUCUGUUAUACAGUUUCCCGCUGUCUCUAAUGCACCAGUCGUGUUCGGAUCUGUUAUACAGUUUCCCGCUGUCUCUAAUGCACCAGUCGUGUUCGGAUCUGUUAUACAGUUUCCCGCUGUCUCUAAUGCACCAGUCGUGUUCGGAUCUGUUAUACAGUUUCCCGCUGUCUCUAAUGCACCAGUCGUGUUCGGAUCUGUUAUACAGUUUCCCGAUGUCUCUAAUGCACCAGUCGUGUUCGGAUCUGUUAUACAGUUUCCCGAUGUCUCUAAUGCACCAGUCGUGUUCGGAUCUGUUAUACAGUUUCCCGCUGUCUCUAAUGCACCAGUCGUGUUCGGAUCUGUACAGGCCCUUCUGGACAAGUCAGGUAAAAUUACACAUACCCAAGACCCAUGACAAUCAUAUCAGAUCCUUCCCAGACACGUGACAUUAUUUUGAAUUCUGGAUCCAGACACUCAGGUCCCGGAUCGGGUCUCGGUACUGUGAUUCGGGUACGGGUGGAUCCGUGGACCUCUAAAAGGCAGUCCUCCGAUAUAAAGUUGUUUUAGAUGAAAAUGAAAACAUGUCAGUUUGUCACUUUUUCAUGAGGUUGUAAUAAUGACAGUUUCAGCUACUUAAGACAUUGCCUCGAAUCUAGGUUUUGCUUUUAGAUUUCGAGAAAACAACUAAGGACGCAUUUUUCACUUCUCCCAUUGACUUCUCAAACCCAGGUCUGGUCUGCCGAGUUUGUUCCGCAAGCAUUCCCAGAAGACUCACGAUGUUACGCCUCUGGGUUUAGAAACUCUGUGCCAAUAUUGUUCAAACAGCCAUCAUGCAUUGUGUUAAUUAUUUAAAGAAGCGACAUCUCCAUUGGCCAAAAAAAAGUUUAAGGGUGGGUCUCACAGAAUCUCAGUUGAAAGUGAUUUUAAAGGUCCAAUGCAGCCUUUUUAAAAGUUAAGUGCCUUACUGUGAUUCUUCUCAAUUUAAAUGGUUCAAAAUAAACACAAAUAGCUUCUUAGCAAAUAGACUGUCUGAGUGAGAGCCCUAACUGGACAGGCCUAAUAUGAGGGAUAUAUUUAUGUAACCUGAAAACUUGCAGGUUAUUGGCAGAGAGGUUUGAAACUCUCUUUAUUGGUUUAUUGAAGGCCCAGUGCAGUCAAACUGAUUUUCCUGUGUUUAAUAUUUCCACACUAUGAGGUUGGAAUAAUAUUGUGAUAAUGAUAAUGCCCUUUUAGUGUAAGAGCUGUUUGAAAAGACCGCCUGAAAUGUCAUCCUGUUUUGGUGGGAUGGAGUUUUGGCCUGCCCGGCAGUAAAUUAGUUUAUAGAUCCAUAAGAGAGUUCCAAACCUCUGCCAAUAACAGCAAUUUCCCAUUCCCACUCAGGCCACUCCCAGACAGUCCUAGCAAAAGUCUUGCUUGAGAAAUAGCUUUUUGCAAAGGUAUUUCUGUUUCUCUUUGAUUGAAAACAAUUACAGUAAGGUACUUACUUGUUAACCAGAAAUUAUUUGAUAUUGAGAUUUUUUAAAAGGCUGCAUUUGACCUGUAAGCAAUUUGGGUCCAGGAAAACAUCAGAGCCCUGGGUGUAUUUGGGUACAUUAAACACUGAACAUUGUAGUUAGAAAUAGACUGAAUAGAGCUGACACGAUUCCCUAUUCCAUCUGAUAGAAAUCUAUUGUGUAGAACAAAAAUUAUUGUCUAUCUGAACAUUCUGUUACGUUAUGUCCUCCUGAACAGGCCCCUGCAGUUGCUGGAAGGUUGUCCCACCUCAUAACUUAGCUUCAGUUUGGGUUCCAUCCUCAUGCUGCCAACAUUUUAACACUAUUAAUGAAGCUUACUUUAUACCUACUUACAGACUUCAACAAACUCCAACCGUACAAAUCAAAACCCCUUCAUAUUACUAUGACAACAUAACCAUUUAGCAGUCAACGGAAUAUCACUUAAAGCACUAAUGAUGCCAGAACUGAGCUCUGGAGUGGAUAUUCCACAUCCUGCAUCUAUCAUCCAAUCUACCUUGUUGAUCCAUUGAUAUGUCAAUGUGUGUAUUGUCAUAUAUUAUAUAUAUUUUUUUAAAUAUAUAUUUUUAAAUCCCAGCCCCUGUCCCCGGUAGGCCAUCAUUGUAAAUAAGAAUUUGUUCUUAACAGACUUGCCUAGUUAAAUAAAAUAAUUGUCAUGUUUAGUUUAUAUCUUAUAGUUUAAUAUGAUGA
This is a messenger RNA of Salvelinus fontinalis (brook trout), 6206 nucleotides long. It is a transcript of the gene acss3, whose product is annotated as acyl-CoA synthetase short chain family member 3. The transcript has 16 exons. The record is from RefSeq and is a predicted model, not a curated record. NCBI's taxonomy places the organism in Eukaryota, Metazoa, Chordata, Actinopteri, Salmoniformes, Salmonidae. The coding region runs from base 240 to 2405 and encodes 721 amino acids.